AUGAAUUCCUCCAUUUCCAACUUUAAUGUGUCGAGUCAGAGUUAUCGAGAUUCUCUGAGCUCAGCUGUAGCCAAAAAUGUGAUUGCUGUGGCUCUUGGCCUUAUCAUCAACUACAUCAAUGGCACACUGAUUAACACCUUCAGAAAACACCAGAUAUUUUACCUGAAUCCUCGUUACAUCCUCUUCAUCCACCUGGUCUUGAACGAUAUGUUGCAGCUCACUGUAACGAUCAGCCUGUUAGUCUUUAGUUAUGUCUUCUACAAAAUUAAUGCCUCCUUCUGUUGCCUCCUCAUUACUUUUGCCAUUUUCACCACCUUCAAUACUCCAUUAAAUUUAGCGGUCAUGGCAGUGGAGUGCUACAUCGCUAUUAGUUUACCACUGCGACACGCCGAGUUGUGCACCAUCAAAAGAACAUACAUUCUGAUUGGUUGGAUUUGGGCCAUGAGCGCAGUUUCGACGCUGCCGGAUGUGUUUAUUGUUCUGGCAACCGAGCCUGCGCGGUUAUUCCAUUCCACUAUUUUUUGUGAGCGGGAUAACCUGUUCCGACACCCUAUAAGUUUAAAAAAGAGGGAUGUUUCCUACAUAAUUUCCCUAAUUGGUGUUUGGCUCACUCUCUUCUACACGUACUUUAAGAUCUUCUUUGCUGCUAAAGCUGCUAAAGAGGAUGGAGAUGCAACAAAGGCCAGGAAUACAAUCCUGCUUCAUGGCUUUCAGAUACUGUUGUGUAUGCUGACUUAUAUAGCUCAUAUAGUAAAUAAGGCUCUUUUCUACUGGUUCCCUAAACAUUAUAGUCAUGUAGCCUUUGUUAGUUAUAUCUUCAUCCAGAUACUGCCCAGGUUUAUUAGUCCUAUCCUGUACGGGCUACGAGACAAGACAUUUAGACAUCACUUGAAAAAGCAUCUGCUGUGUACAGUCAGAACAAGCAUCAAACCCUGGACAAGAGCAAAGUUCAUGUUGCUGUGCUAAAUAACCCACGAGAAUGAUUUUAAAUAAAGAUUUCAAGGUACGAAUGGCACUGAGAAUGAAAACAAUCUGACCCUUUCAUGGAAUCAUUAAUUAUUUUUAAAAAAAUUCAAACUUUAAAUAAUUGGUUAUUUAACCAAUUCAAGCAUGAACCACAGACUGCAGGCUUCUGCAGCAGAAUUUACUACUUAUGUGAUUAGGCCUGUCACUAUAUUCAGAUUAUCGAC
Messenger RNA from Scophthalmus maximus (turbot), 1190 nucleotides. Its product is annotated as odorant receptor 131-2-like. The record is from RefSeq and is a predicted model, not a curated record. Gene Ontology annotation, molecular function: G protein-coupled receptor activity. Gene Ontology annotation, cellular component: membrane. The coding region runs from base 1 to 966 and encodes 321 amino acids. The transcript has 2 exons. NCBI's taxonomy places the organism in Eukaryota, Metazoa, Chordata, Actinopteri, Pleuronectiformes, Scophthalmidae. Gene Ontology annotation, biological process: G protein-coupled receptor signaling pathway.